This is a messenger RNA of Fundulus heteroclitus (mummichog), 2589 nucleotides long. Its product is annotated as probable G-protein coupled receptor 21. The coding region runs from base 379 to 1473 and encodes 364 amino acids. The record is from RefSeq and is a predicted model, not a curated record. Lineage: Eukaryota; Metazoa; Chordata; Actinopteri; Cyprinodontiformes; Fundulidae. Gene Ontology annotation, cellular component: membrane. Gene Ontology annotation, molecular function: G protein-coupled receptor activity. The transcript is spliced from 2 exons. Gene Ontology annotation, biological process: G protein-coupled receptor signaling pathway.
GUCAGAUCAUUUGUGCUACAGAAAUUGUAUUUAUGUAUUCUACAGUUUUUGAAGACAAUGUAUGGUCUGCAUAAAGAUGCUGCAGUGAACGAGUGCUUUUCCCGGCCGAACACCUAUGGGUGAAACAUUUUCCAUGAUCAACUGCUGCAGACGAGGCAUUUUGCAGCUCGGACUGUUGCAACGGGCUGUUUCCUCCCACCACUGAUUGCAGCAGGUGUGCAAACCUGACAGUUUGCCCCAGCACAGAAAGAAAGCCUACAGGUGCCUCUCUCUAAUGUAACCCACUCUUUGCUCACAUGUUUUUGUUUUAUUUUUCUUCACCUGACAACACUCUUUUUUUUAACCCCUUAUGAUUUCCUUCCACUCAAAUAAGGAAUAAUGUACGCAACAUUUAACCUCUCCACCUCUGACCGCUCCAACCUGUCGGACGCAGACUACCUGAGGCUGCAGGAGCUGACCCACCGCUCCGUCAAAAUAAGCAUCAUCAUCGUCCUGGGAGUGAUGAUCACUUUGGGCAAUAUUGCAGUGCUCCUGGUCAUCACCUCCUCCGUGGCUGGCUGGUCAAGGAACUCCCGCUACUUCCUCCUGUCUCUCACCGCGGCAGACUCCGCGUUCGGCUUGCUGGUCAUGCCCCUGAACCUCUGGGUGAGUCUGCUGAAGGACUACAGCGAGGGCCCGGAUGCCCUCUGUCAUGUGGUGGCGUUUUGCAACGCCACCGUCUACUCCACCUGCAUGUACACGCUGGCCACCAUCAGCCUGGAGAGGUACAUCGCGGUGUUUUACCCGCUGCAGUACUCCACGCUCAUGACCAGAAAGCGGACUCUGCUCCUGAUCGCCUUCGCCUGGUGCUUCCCUCUCGUCUUGCUCUCGCCCAUCACCUUCCCGGACGGCAUCAUCGAGGUGCACUUCUCCAACGCGUCGCUGGUCUGCAACCCGUCCUACUCCACGAACGUCGCCUACACCUUAAGCUUGACCUGUUUGAUAUUUUUCCCCUGCUCUAUGGUCAUGACGUAUGCCAACCUGCGGGUGUGGUGCGCGGCCAAGAGGCAGAGGCUGAAACUGCGCAGGUACGGCUGUGCGCUGCGCAGCAGGCACAACGUCGCUGCCAGAGUGCUCGUACCUGUGAUGGCGGCCUACUACACAUGCUGGACACCCUGCAUGGCGGCUAUGAUCUACAAUGUCUCGGGGAGUAGCGUACCAGAGUGGGUUGAGUUCGUCGUGGUGUGGCUCCCGACCUCCAAUGGUUUCCUCAACUGCAUCUUCUACUUCUGGAUAAACAAAAACUUUCGCAGGAAGUUCUACCUUAUUCUGCAGAGGCUGGCUCUGGCCCUCUGUCCUGAACUGGCAGACACCUUUGGGUGGAGCACCACUUCAUCGGCGCAGUCCAUCUCAGGAAUCUUCGGCAAUAACAACAUGGUCCAUGAGCGCUCCUCCAGCGUGUCCUCCACCUGCACCUUGCUGAGCUUGGCUUAACACCUCUGACCCCAGAAAAAAAAGUGCAGCCAAGGACGUGGUCAGUGACCUGCAUAAUUUUAAAGUCAUUGCCUAGUUAUUGGUGUUUUAACAAACUAAAGCACUGCACUGCAAAUGGUUUGAAAUUCUGAACGAUUCUGACGGUGACAUUUCAGGGUGAAAAGGAAAAUCAGCACCAGCAUAAACUGUAUUGUUUUUAUACAUGUUAUUUCCAACUGAAAACCGCAUUCAGCUGAAAGGGGCAAAUGCUCCAUUUAUAACUGAUUUGGAUGAGGUUAUUUUUCUCAAAGAUGUACCAUUGCCAUGAUUUGAUUUAUAAUCCAAGAUGGCCUCUUAAACCACCUUUUUAGUUCUUUUAUAGCUAGCCAUCAAGUUUGUCUGUGCUACAGGUAUGCCUGUCAUUAUUCUGCACACACCUCUUUUUAAUGCGUCAACCUGUAACUUAUCACAGCACAUUUCGAUCGGUCCAUAUUUGUCAUUUAGCUCAUCAGAAGAAAUUGAUAUUUAGGCCCCUUCUCAUGUGAAGAUCUUUGUGAACGCUGCCAGCAGAUUUCAAACACUUUGAACUACUGAGGCUAUCAACCUUUAUCCGUUUCAAACUAUUUGACAUAUACCAGCUAAGAGAAGUUAACCUUUAAGUCACAGCAUUUCGGUGCAUGCAAGGAGAAAAGUAAUUAAGCGCCUGGACCACAGAAAGGUCACCACGUUCGUGCCGGUAGGAGACAACUUGUAUUUGGAGGAUUUUGGGCGCAGAAUCUACAUAAUACAUCUAGAUGGAGGAAUUGCAGCUUUGUGUGUUUUUGUCUUUGAAUAAAGUUUUGUCAUGAUGGUUCAUUUUUGAGUUGAAAAAUUUUAUACGUUUAUUUUAAAAUUCUGCUUGGUAUAACAAUCAGUGAAAAUCGGGUGAAAAAAUAAUGAAAGAAAUGAUUACUUUCAUAUAUGUUUCUAAAUUUGCUUGUACACUUGUAAUAUAAAGAAAAUAUUGGUUUAAGAAUGUGCAAAAUAAAGUAUGAUGCCUUUGAAUUAUGUGUGUGAAUUGACCGAUGUAGUUUUAUUUAAUGAGCAUUUGGCAUGCACUAUAAACAACCCCUCAUAUCAUUGUGGCAGUGUCUUGCA